AUGUCGCGUCCUGAACGUAUUGCUCCGCCUGAAAUUUUUUACAACGAGGAUGAAGCAAAAAAAUACACAAACAACACACGCAUAAUCGACAUUCAAGUGCAAAUGUGCGAGCGGGCGAUCGAACUGUUGGCACUGGAUCCAAACGAUGAUGCUCCACAACUAAUUCUCGAUAUUGGGUGCGGUUCGGGAUUAUCUGGCAGUGUGUUAGAAGACCAAGGACAUGUUUGGAUCGGUGUCGACAUUUCCCAGCACAUGCUGGAUGUUGCAUUGGAGCGUGAAGUCGAGGGUGAUCUCUUACUCAACGAUAUGGGUCAAGGAAUGCCAUUCAAAGCCGGUACUUUCGAUGGAGCCGUUUCGAUUUCCGCACUUCAGUGGCUAUGCAAUGCAGAUAAAAAAUCGCACGUUCCUCCUAAACGACUGUUAAAAUUUUUCAGUACCUUGUUUUCAUGCCUGACCCGUAAUGCUAGGGCCGUUUUUCAAUUUUAUCCUGAAAACUCCGAGCAAAUCGAACUAAUUACUUCCCAAGCGAUGAAGGCCGGUUUUUACGGCGGUAUUGUUGUUGAUUAUCCCAACUCGUCUAAAGCAAAAAAGUACUUCCUCGUACUAAUGACUGGGGGUGUUGCAAAGCUCCCUACUGCCUUAGGAACCGAGGAAAGUGAAAGCCAAAUUGCGAUCAGUCGAAGGCAAGCAGAGUAUGCAAAGAACGUUCGAGGAAAACCGUUGAAAAAAUCUCGCGAAUGGGUUCUGGCGAAGAAAGAACGACGAAGGCAGCAGGGUAACGAAGCACGCAAAGAUUCGCGUUAUACCGCCAGAAAACGUAGCGGUCGGUUCUGA
Molecule: messenger RNA, 834 nt
Organism: Anopheles nili
Lineage: Eukaryota; Metazoa; Arthropoda; Insecta; Diptera; Culicidae
Product: probable 18S rRNA (guanine-N(7))-methyltransferase
Exons: 3
Coding region: 1-834 (277 amino acids)
Biological process (GO): rRNA (guanine-N7)-methylation
Cellular component (GO): nucleolus
Molecular function (GO): rRNA (guanine) methyltransferase activity
Source: RefSeq, a predicted model, not a curated record